AUGAAUAUACAGGUCCGCAACUUCAGCAUCUCGGGCCUGCGCCACAGCUACGGCGACCAAGUUGGCCUCAAGGCGACCGAGAAGAUCAUCAAGGCCGCCUCUGAGAACGGAAUCUACACCUUCGACGCUGCCGAGAUGUACACGGCCGGCCAGUCGGAGACAGGUCAUAUGUUAGGUCAUCAAGGUACAUGCCGGAAGCUCAUAAUCGAGGCAGCGGACCAGUCACUUGAGCGCUGCGGCUUGAAAUACUGGAGUGUCAUCCACGCGCAUCAGGCGGACGCCAGCCACAUCCAGGAGGCGCACACUGUCGCCGCGCGCCUGGAUCUCAUCGUGCUCGUCACGGACCAACGACAGUACUCGUGGCUGUACCGCGAACACGUCGAGAAAGAGUUUGGCCUCACUUUAUGGUCUCCCAUCGCAUCGGGCGUGCUGACGGGCAAGUACAACGUCGGCAUCUUCGAGGGGUUGCGAAUCGCCACCAACCAAGCCUUCAUCAUUGAUGGCGGUAAGGCGAAGAUCGAGAAUGUCAUGCAGCUCAUCCACUUCGCAAAGGAGCUCGGCACAUGUCACCGCCCUUGCGGGGGUGGUGCAAAAUACCCCAACGUGAGCAUCGUCAUCCUCGCCGCCACCAAUCCGCAGCAGGUCUUCAAGAACCUCAAGGCGCUCGACGUCCUGCCCAAGCUGUUACCAGAGAUCAUGGAGUGGAUCGGGCGGAUCGUGCAGAACAGACCCAGGGCCAAACCAACAUUUAAAGGGUGA
Messenger RNA from Tilletiaria anomala UBC 951, 759 nucleotides. Its product is annotated as Aldo/keto reductase. The transcript has 6 exons. NCBI's taxonomy places the organism in Eukaryota, Fungi, Basidiomycota, Exobasidiomycetes, Georgefischeriales, Tilletiariaceae. The coding region runs from base 1 to 759 and encodes 252 amino acids. The record is from RefSeq and is a predicted model, not a curated record.